Molecule: messenger RNA, 1975 nt
Organism: Telopea speciosissima
Lineage: Eukaryota; Viridiplantae; Streptophyta; Magnoliopsida; Proteales; Proteaceae
Product: auxin efflux carrier component 2
Exons: 6
Coding region: 7-1950 (647 amino acids)
Biological process (GO): auxin export across the plasma membrane; auxin polar transport
Cellular component (GO): endoplasmic reticulum; plasma membrane
Molecular function (GO): auxin efflux transmembrane transporter activity
Source: RefSeq, a predicted model, not a curated record
ACUAUCAUGAUCACCGGCAAGGAUAUUUACGACGUACUGGCGGCGAUUGUGCCACUCUACGUCGCCAUGAUCCUUGCCUAUGGCUCCGUCCGGUGGUGGAAGAUCUUUACGCCUGACCAGUGCUCCGGGAUCAACCGCUUUGUUGCCGUGUUUGCCGUUCCUCUCCUCUCUUUCCACUUUAUCUCUUCAAAUAAUCCUUAUGCCAUGAACUACCGUUUCAUCGCUGCUGAUUCUCUCCAAAAGGUUGUUAUCCUCUUUGCUCUCUUCCUCUGGCAGACCUUCAGCAAGAACGGUAACCUUGAGUGGAUGAUAACCCUAUUCUCCCUCUCCACCCUCCCUAAUACUCUAGUUAUGGGAAUCCCUCUGCUUAAGGCCAUGUAUGGUGACUUUUCAGGAUCUCUAAUGGUGCAAAUUGUGGUGUUACAAAGUGUGAUCUGGUACACCCUUAUGCUCAUCAUGUUUGAAUAUAGAGGUGCAAAGCUCCUCAUCUCAGAGCAGUUUCCAGAAACUGCUGGCUCCAUCACCUCCUUCAGAGUUGAAUCCGAUGUUGUCUCGCUUAACGGUCGUGAACCGUUGCAGACUGACGCCGAGGUCGGUACCGAUGGAAAACUCCAUGUUGUUGUCCGGAAAUCAACAUCCUCGCGGUCGGUGAUAUCUUCUUAUAGCAAACCUUAUGGAUUGAAUUCCAUAACUUCAAUGACUCCUCGAGCAUCAAACCUUACUGGUGUUGAGAUUUACUCGGUCCAGUCUUCGCGAGAGCCUACACCUAGAGCUUCCAGCUUUAACCAGACUGAUUUCUAUGCAAUGUUUUCAAGUAAGAUGCCAAGCCCCAAGCAUAGUUACACAAACAGUUUCCAAGGUGGAGUUGGUGAUGUUUAUUCAUUGCAGUCUUCAAUAGGAGCAACACCAAGGACUUCUAAUUUUGAGGAAGAUAUGACGAGGUAUGGGAAGAAGAGGGGAGGGAGGAGCAUGAGUGGUGAGCUCUUCAAUUCUGGGUUGUAUUCUUACCCACCUCCAAACCCAAUGUUUUCAGGAUCAACAAGUGGUGGGGGGCCUAAGAAGAAGGAAGGUAGUGGUGGAGGUGGUGGUGGUGGUGGUGGUGGUGGUCCAAUACCCAAUAAGGAACUUCACAUGUUUGUUUGGAGCUCAAGUGCAUCUCCUGUUUCUGAAGGAAAUCUUAGACAAGUAAUUAACAGAGCCACUUCUACUGAUUUUGGAUUGGUUGAUUCUUCCAAGGCUGUCCUUCAACAAGAGAUUGCUGCAUCAAGAGGCAUUCAUGAUUUUAGUGAACAAGCUAGCCCAGUUAGUAAAAUGGGUGGAGAUAAGGUGCUUGAAAUUGAAGAUGGGUCCAAGUAUCCAGUAAAUGGUUCUCCCUACUUGAGCCAGAAGAAGGUAGAUCAGAUGGGAGGAGAUGGGGAGAAGAAGAUGGGAGGAAGCAACCAGAUGCCACCUGCAAGUGUCAUGACAAGACUCAUUCUUAUCAUGGUUUGGAGGAAGCUCAUAAGAAAUCCAAACACUUACUCAAGUCUCUUUGGCCUGAUUUGGUCUCUCAUAUCUUUCAGAUGGAACAUUCAAAUGCCCUCUAUUGUAAGUGGGUCUAUAUUGAUACUAUCCAAUGCAGGCUUGGGAAUGGCCAUGUUCAGUUUAGGUUUGUUCAUGGCUCUACAACCAAAGAUCAUAGCUUGUGGUAAAUCAGUUGCUACAUUUGCCAUGGCCGUAAGGUUCCUAACAGGACCAGCGGUGAUUGCAGCAACAUCAAUCGCAAUUGGCGUUCGCGGUGUGCUUCUUCAUGUUGCAAUUGUUCAGGCAGCUCUUCCCCAGGGGAUAGUUCCUUUUGUGUUUGCAAAGGAAUACAAUGUCCAUCCAGAUAUACUUAGCACUGCGGUCAUUUUUGGAAUGCUAGUUGCACUACCUGUUACAAUAAUCUACUACGUUCUUCUAGGACUCUAAGCAAGUAAUGAGAAGAGAACAUAAG